GAAAAUGUGAUAGUGAUAAACCCUUGUUUCAAAAUCCCACAUUUCCUCUUCGAUUUCCCUCUCCGAACCUACCCAAACCCUCACUUUCUUUUUCUCUCUUCCAUUUUCUGAUCCGUUUUAUUUAAUUUCCUUCAUUUCUAGACAAAUUAUCUUCGAAAUACAAAACCCUAAUCUCUCACCAAUUCUCACACUCAAUUCAAUCCAUGGAGUGGAACCCUCAGACUCUCCAAUUCCUCUCCGAAUGCUUCCUCCACACUCUCUCUCCGGCACCUGAGCCUCGCCGCCGCGCCGAAUCCUCUUUAUCCGAAGCUUCCGACCGUCCCAACUUCGGCCUCGCCGUUCUCCGCCUUGUCGCUGAACCAUCCAUCGAUGAACAGAUCCGUCAAGCCGCCGCCGUCAACUUCAAAAACCACCUCCGUCUCCGAUGGUCUUCCGAAGACAAUCCGAUCCUCGAACCCGAGAAGGAACAGAUCAAAACCCUAAUCGUACCUCUCAUGCUCUCCACAACUGCCAAAAUCCAAUCUCAGCUUAGCGAAGCCCUAGCUAUUAUCGGUAACCACGAUUUCCCCAAAUCAUGGCCUUCACUCCUCCCUGAACUUGUCUCUAAUCUUCAGAAAUCAUCUCAGGCUUCCGAUUACGCUUCAAUUAACGGUAUUCUCGGUACUGCUAAUUCAAUUUUUAAGAAAUUUCGUUUUCAGUUCAAAACCAAUGAUCUCUUGCUUGAUUUGAAGUAUUGUCUUGAUAAUUUUACUGCUCCUUUGCUUGAAAUUUUCCUCAAGACUGCUUCAUUGAUUGACACGGCUGCCGCUGCGGUACCACCGCCGCCUGCUGCUAACCUGCGACCGCUUUUUGAGUCGCAGAAAUUAUGCUGUAGGAUAUUUUAUUCGCUGAAUUUUCAAGAGCUUCCUGAGUUCUUUGAGGAUCAUAUGAGGGAAUGGAUGACUGAGUUCAGAAAGUAUCUUACUACUAGUUAUCCUUCUCUUGAGGGUAGUGGACCUGAUGGUCUUGCUCUUGUGGAUGAACUUAGGGCUGAAGUUUGUGAGAAUAUUAAUCUUUAUAUGGAAAAGAAUGAGGAGGAGUUUCAGGGUUUCUUGAAUGAUUUUGCACUUGCUGUGUGGACUUUGUUGGGGAAUGUGUCGCAGUCGACUAGUCGUGAUCAACUUGCUAUCACGGCUAUCAAGUUUUUGACCACAGUUAGCACCAGUGUUCACCAUGCUUUAUUUGCUGGUGAUGGAAUUAUACCACAGAUUUGCCAGGGUAUCGUGAUCCCAAAUGUGAGGUUGAGGGAAGACGAUGAAGAGCUGUUUGAGAUGAAUCAUAUUGAGUAUAUUAGGCGGGAUAUGGAAGGUAGUGAUCUUGAUACGCGGAGGAGGAUUGCUUGUGAGCUGCUUAAGGGAAUUGCCACACAUUAUGGAGAUGCUGUAAGAAGCAUUGUUUCUGCGCAAAUACAGAGUUUGUUAAGUUCUUUUGCUGCAAACCCAACAGCUAAUUGGAAGGACAAGGAUUGUGCUAUAUACUUGGUAGUUUCUCUUUCAACAAAGAAGGCCGGAACUAGUUAUGUCUCCACAGAUCUUGUCGAUGUUCAAAGCUUUUUUGAAUCUGUUAUUGUCCCUGAGCUGCAAAGUUCGGAUGUGAAUGGGUAUCCAAUGCUUAAGGCAGGUGCACUCAAAUUCUUUACUAUGUUCCGGUCUCAAAUAUCGAAACAUGUAGCAUUGAAGUUUUUACCAGAUUUGGUUCGUUUCCUUGCGGCGGAGUCCAAUGUUGUUCAUUCUUAUGCUGCAAGCUGUAUUGAGAAGCUCUUAUUGGUAAAGGAUGAGGGAGGUGCUCCACGUUAUAGUUCGGCAGAUAUCAAUCCAAUUUUCGCAAUGCUGAUGAACAAUCUUUUUAGUGCCUUGAAGCUCCCAGAGUCUGAAGAGAAUCAGUAUGUAAUGAAAUGUAUUAUGAGAGUUCUUGGAGUUGCAGAUAUAUCACUUGAUGUUGCUCGGAUUUGCAUUGAGGGGUUGGGAUCACUUCUUUCUGAAGUUUGCAAAAAUCCAAAAAAUCCCAUCUUCAAUCAUUAUCUCUUUGAGUCAGUAGCCAUUCUUGUGAAGCGGGCUUGUGAGAGGGACCCAUCUCUUGUGUCUGUUUUUGAAUCAAGCCUUUUUCCUAGGCUUGAAAUAAUAUUGACCAAUGAUGUAGCUGAGUUUUUCCCGUAUACAUUUCAGUUGCUUGCUCUUCUUGUUGAGUUAAACAGACCACCCAUCCCACCAAUCUACAUGCAGAUAUUUGAGAUUCUUUUGUCGCCUGAUUCUUGGAAGAAAGCCUCAAAUGUUCCUGCCCUUGUGCGUCUACUCCAGGCCUUCCUUCAAAAGGCACCAAAUGAGAUCAGCCAAGGGGAUAGACUGACCAAAGUACUUGGCAUAUUCGACACAUUAAUCCAAUCUUCAAGCACUUCUGAACAAGGAUUUUAUGUGCUUAACACUGUCAUCGAAAGUCUUGAGUAUGAUGUUAUUAAGCCUUAUAUUUCUCAUAUUUGGGCUGCUAUUUUUAGAGAGCUCCAGAAAAGGAGGACAGUAAAGCUCCUCAAGUCACUUUUGAUAUUUAUUUCACUCUUUCUGAUUAAACAUGGUUCUUCAAGUGUCAUAGAGACUAUGAACACUGUCCAGCCAGAUAUAUUUAGUGCUAUUUUAACCCAGUUCUGGAUUCCUAAUCUUAAGUUGAUUACUGGAGAUAUAGAGCUCAAAUUGGCUUCAGUUGCUUCAACCAGACUCAUUUGUGAGUCUCCACUCCUUUUGGAUCCUGCAGCUUCUGUGUCCUGGGGUAAAAUGGUGGACAGUAUUGUGACACUUCUUUCCCGAGCAGAACAAGAUAGAGUUGAGGACGAAGCUGACAUGCCAGAUAUUACAGAAAAUGUGGGUUAUGCUGCCACCUAUGUCCGGCUUUACAAUGCUGGAAAGAAAGAAGAAGAUCCACUUAAAGAUAUAAGAGAUCCCCGGGAAUUUUUUGUUGCUUCAUUGUCCCGACUUUGUACACAUUCUCCUGGGAGGUACCCGCAGGUCAUCACUGAAAAUGUUGAUCCCGUGAAUCAGGCAGCAUUGCUUCAACUUUGCAACACUUACAACCUCACAUUAGUUUGAGAUCUUGUGCUGGAAUCCAAUUGGGCGUUGCUGUCUGCAACCUCAGCCUUUUGCAACAUUUGAGUGGUCUAUUAUUCUCAGCCUAAUACCAAUUAUACUUCUUGCAUUGCAACAAAGGAGAUUUAAACGACCAUUAUCAUCAUCAUCCAAUUUUUGCCGGUGCCAUGAUUUUAUGCGGUGAUGAACUGAGAUUUUCUGUUAUUCCCAUUUUGAAUUCUGUAGGCAUGUGUUUGAAGUGCCAUUUGGUCUGUUGGGAUUUUAGUGUGAAUCUUUUUCAUGCUCCCCUUUCCUCAAUUUCCUGCAGUUUCGCUUGUUGAACAUGCAUGCCUAUGAGCAAAUGGUAGUGAAUAUCUUCAGUCAAUUUUGUGUAAACUUGCAUAUUGAAGUAAAUGGCAAGUGUUGUUGAUAGCGAUUCCAUAUUUUAUUUUAAGACUAUUAUUAUUAGUAGGGUUAAAUGUUUUUGGCCUUCUUGAAAA
Molecule: messenger RNA, 3592 nt
Organism: Cicer arietinum (chickpea)
Lineage: Eukaryota; Viridiplantae; Streptophyta; Magnoliopsida; Fabales; Fabaceae
Product: exportin-2
Biological process (GO): protein export from nucleus; protein import into nucleus
Cellular component (GO): nuclear envelope; cytosol
Molecular function (GO): nuclear export signal receptor activity; small GTPase binding
Source: RefSeq, a predicted model, not a curated record